AUGGUCUUCGCCUGGAAAGCCGCCGGUCUCACCUACAACCGCUACCUCGCCGUCGCUUCUCGCGUCGUGCGCCGCAGCCUGAAGGAGGACAAGAGAAUCGCCGCCGAGCGCCGCGGAGAGAUGGAGCUGCGUUUCGCCAAGUGGGAGAACGGCAAGCAGGGCGACCCCAAGCCCCUCGCCCAGGCCACUGUCGCCAAGCCCGCCGCCUCUUCGUAA
This is a messenger RNA of Colletotrichum aenigma, 216 nucleotides long. It is a transcript of the gene sun, whose product is annotated as Protein stunted. Gene Ontology annotation, biological process: proton motive force-driven mitochondrial ATP synthesis. Gene Ontology annotation, cellular component: mitochondrial inner membrane. The transcript is spliced from 3 exons. NCBI's taxonomy places the organism in Eukaryota, Fungi, Ascomycota, Sordariomycetes, Glomerellales, Glomerellaceae. Gene Ontology annotation, molecular function: proton-transporting ATP synthase activity, rotational mechanism. The coding region runs from base 1 to 216 and encodes 71 amino acids. The record is from RefSeq and is a predicted model, not a curated record.